Messenger RNA from Macroventuria anomochaeta, 3255 nucleotides. RefSeq lists its product as uncharacterized. The record is from RefSeq and is a predicted model, not a curated record. The transcript is spliced from 2 exons. The coding region runs from base 264 to 3071 and encodes 935 amino acids. NCBI's taxonomy places the organism in Eukaryota, Fungi, Ascomycota, Dothideomycetes, Pleosporales, Didymellaceae.
CGAUUUAUCAGGCGAGUAGUAUAGCCAAUCGCAAAUCCUGUUUUAUUCCCCGCUCAGACUGCACUGUCAAUUACCCAUGUCUCACCAAUGCGCGCACAGCUGUGACAAAAUAAACCCCUGCCAGCCUCUUCCCAGCCUCCAGCCCCACGAGCAGCAGCCAGCCUUCCCAUGUGUAUUAACUGCCCACGCGGUCACCCUUCGGUACCAUCCACGAUAAUGCUAACAUUCCUCACGACUCCACUUGUCUUAGCGUUCCAAAGAUCAUGAGUGUGGAACCUGAAUACUGUCUCAAGCACACCAACGUAUCACGACCUCAACUCUCUCACUCGAGCUCACAACGAAGCAUUGCCGCAUCUCAAACCGCAUCAGAAGGCUAUUACAGCGCCUCUGAACACAACUCGAGCGACAGCGACGAACGAAAGCGACUUUUCCACAUACCCACUACCCGUACACCCACACGAAGUCAUGAGCAACUGCAGACACAGAACCAAGCCCCGGUAACAUCACUCAGAGGCGUGGGUAUCCCGAGAGGGCAACCUCGACAGUCUCACGCCGCACAUCUUCAAGUUCGUCCCAUCUCCACCAUCACAGAAGAGCGAAGGUCGAUGGACACCAGACGGCGGUCCAAUAUGGACCCAGAUUCGCAGGCUACCACGCCCGGCCAAGAUACAACACCUUACAUUCGGUUCGCCAUCGAUCAACUCACUCGAGAUGAGGAAGUUCGAGGGUCACGUGUGUAUCCUGAAGUACGGCAGUACGAGGAAGACUACCCUGUAGAGAGGAUAGUGUCCGACGAUGGUCUGGGAUACAUGGCGCAAGAGCAGGAGACGCAGAGAAGGAUGUCUGAGCACAUGUCGCCAAACUCCCACAGGCACUCCAAACGCCACUCGAUCCCUCGCAAGCCAGUUGCUGCGCCGCAGAAUGUCCAGUUCUCGUCGCCCGCCCCAGCGUACGAAUCGCCCGCUCGUACACAACAACAGCCCCAGUACUAUCAACAUCGAACACCAACACAAGCGCAGGCAGAAGCACUGUUACACGAUGACCCUCGCGUACAGUACCCACAAGCCUCGGCCUUCAGUGCAGAUAAGGACGUUUUCGUAGCGCAUGACCUCGACCAUCUGCCGCUGCACUUUGUUCCUGCAAUCCUCCGCCCUAUCCGGCUAGGAAUUUUUAUCUUCCUCUGCCUCCUCAUGCUGGCUGGACUUAUCGCAUCUGCCGUAUUGUCACUGCGCGACGGAGGCAACGGGCUAUGGAAUUACAACAGUUUCGGUGAUGGACGCUACUUCGUCUUCGAGUACCUCCCCACACUGCUCGGCAUGAUCGUCUUUCUCUGGCUCAUCCAGAUUCAGACCGCUCUGCAAAGAGUCAUACCAUUCUUGUCAAUGGCAUCAGACUCGUUUCACCGUCGUUCUGAGGCUGUCUUCCUUGAGCUACACCCUAUGCAGUUCCUGCUACCCAGGAUCGAGCACUUUCGCGCAGGCCACCCGGCUUUUGGAACCUGCUACGUCAUCUUUUGGCUUUUCGCAUGGACGAUACCCCUUCUUGCAGCUUCUUUCAAUGUGCGCUACGACCUGGCGAACUCUGUAUGGCGAUGGGUUGCCGUACAGGGUAUCAUCUGGACAGUCGUCGCACUGUACAUACUUCUCAUUGUUGCUUUGAUCGUCGUCCUGAUCACUUUGCGCAAACCCACCGGUCUUAGAUGGGACCCACGAUCCCUUGCCGAUAUCAUUGCACUCCUCGAACGCUCCAAUGUUAUGGCUGAAUAUGAAGGUUCUGAGACGUUCGCUAAAGGCGACUGGGACCGACUGCGCAACCGCGCUGAUCGCAUUGGAUACUGGAGCACAUCGAACCGCACCAACGAUAUCUUCUACGGUAUUGGCGAAGAGCACGGAGAGACGCGUCGAUCCUCCCUCGAAGAUGGCCGCAUCAAAGAAAAAGUGUCUGAUCGCACGUACCCUGAGCAAGCCCGCGAUGACCGCCCUGUCGAUUUCCACAUCCGAACGGACAUUCGCAGUCCUUCGGUGCGACUGCGCUUCCUGCCCUGGUACCUUAAAGAUGGCGCAGUAAUCGCAUACAUUGUAAUUGGUAUCGUCCUCCUUGUCGCUUUCUACGUCGUAAGCUACAUCAACUCCGCUGUGCGCCUGGGUUUCCUCCCAGCCGUCACAGCAAGCACAAACGCCGCCGGCUUCUCGACCUCGAACUUCCUCUACUCCUUCGUCCCCGCCGUCAUCGGAUUAUUCCUCUUCCUCGCCAUCCUAUCAGUAGACUACUCACGCCGCACCCUCCAGCCCUACAUGGCACUCUCCUCCGCCGGCGGCGCGACAGCAGAAUCGUCCCUCCUCCUCGACUACCCCUGCCGGCUUCCCAUCUCCAUCACACUUUCCGCACUCAUGAACCGACACUUCGCCACAGCCCUCCUCUCCUUCGUCUCGCUAGCCAGCAUCAGCAUUCCCGUCCUCGCCGGCGGCUGUUUCUGGACGCAGUACUACGGCUCCGACGACGUGGUCCGCGUCUCCGCCGACCUGCCGGGGUACUACGCGCUCUGCUUCUUCCUGGCUUUGUACAUUGUGGGCCUCCUCGCACUGCUGCCGGGCCGGAAGCGCGCCAAGCUGCCACAUGGGAGCAACAGCGUGGCUGAGAUGGUUAGCUGGGUGUACCAGUCCCCGAUUCUGGGGGAUCGGGCGUUCAACCGUCCGCAGACCAAGCCUGAGUUGGUGACCAAGCUGAUGGGGAACGCGUAUGCAGAGCGCUCGUUCGCGCAGAGCGUGAGGAGCCUGGUGCGAGGCGAUUCCCCAACGGAUCCUGCGCUGGGCGAGAGGGAGAAGAGACGUGUGGGUGUGCCGCAGCGGGAUAGCGUGACAGACCCGGGCGCGACGAGGUACGGGUUCGGUAUCUACGUUGGGCGGGAUGGGCUGGAGCAUCUGGGCAUCGAUCGUGUGCACCGCCGCGAUAGACCGACGGGACUGGUGAUUUGGGAGGAGCAGCAGGGUCACCCGAAGAGGAAGAAAAGCAAGAAGAGCAAGCGCGAUAGGAAGCACAGGAACGGGAGUGAGACUGAGAACAUGGUAUGAGAACCAGCCACGGAGGACGAUGAAGGGAUCUCACGACUUCUACGCAUCACGCAUUAUGACAUUUUCAACGGCGCAGCAAGGGCAUGGCAUGCAUGAAUGAUGUCUGCAUUUCGCAUGUAAUUAUUAGGACGAUAGAGAGACGACUUGGACCAUGUACGCGGCACGAACUAGCUGGUAAUUUGAG